ACAACCCUCAAGUGUCAACCAUCUGUAGUUCUCCUACCAUAGUGUUGCUAGAAUUUUUGCACAAUUGAUGCAAUCAACAAACUACCCAAAUCCAUUAAAUUUUUAAGCGCCUGAAGAUAGAAAAUGGGUGUUCUUCCACUUAUUUCUCUCUCGCUUCCCUUACAAACUCAUCUUCAUUCACCUUCCGCAAAAACCCAACUCCAAAAUCCAGUCUUUUGGCCUAAAUUAUCUUCUUCUAUCUAUAAAUCUGUCAACUUUAGCAGUAAAACUGCAAAAUUAAGAAGCAAAUCCAAUGACCCAGCUGAUAUUGACCCUAUGUUCUUGGACAAAAACGGUGUUGUUGAUGAUAUGGAAACUUACCUCAAUUCUCUCUCCCUUGAAUAUGAUUCUGUUUGGGACACUAAACCUUCUUGGUGUCAGCCAUGGACAAUAUCCCUGACUGGUGUAUCAGUGAUUGCAGGCAGCUGGCUGGUUUUGCACUCCAUUGUCAUUACUGCUUUAGUUUCCUCUCUAAUCUGUGCAUGGUGGUACAUCUUCCUGUAUUCUUAUCCUAAGACUUAUUCAGAUAUGAUUUCUGAGCGAAGAGAAAGAGUGAAAAGCGGCUCCGAGGACACAUAUGGAUGGUCAAAGAAGCAAUGAUUUACUAUAGGCACCAGAUGGGCACUUUUAGACUCCUUGUUUCCUAUCAGAGGGCAGGAGUUCGAGUGGCUGAUGAUAUGAUACAUGGAUAGAAAAAACCUGCUGCAAGUCUUUCACAAUGACAAUUAGCAUAAUGGGAACAAUGAAUCAGUGUUGUUCCUUGAGUACAGAAACUUUGCAAAUGUAAUUUGAGAAAGGUUUAAUCUUUGUCUGAGUGCUUACACUAGUUCAUGGAGUAAAAUUUAUAACUACUCAAUUCCCCAACCUUUACACUAGUGCUGUACAGUAGAGUUAAGCUACUAUUCAACUGAUUUACUCAGACAAGUUCUUUUGUGACACCCUUGUAUUUAUUAUUGAUAGUCACAGAUAAUUUAUUCUA
Beta vulgaris subsp. vulgaris (sugar beet) is the source of this 1018-nucleotide messenger RNA. RefSeq lists its product as hypothetical. Gene Ontology annotation, cellular component: chloroplast. The transcript is spliced from 3 exons. Bases 124 to 639 code for a protein of 171 amino acids. Lineage: Eukaryota; Viridiplantae; Streptophyta; Magnoliopsida; Caryophyllales; Amaranthaceae. The record is from RefSeq and is a predicted model, not a curated record.